This is a messenger RNA of Portunus trituberculatus (swimming crab), 3966 nucleotides long. Its product is annotated as cytosolic carboxypeptidase 1-like. The transcript has 18 exons. NCBI's taxonomy places the organism in Eukaryota, Metazoa, Arthropoda, Malacostraca, Decapoda, Portunidae. Gene Ontology annotation, biological process: C-terminal protein deglutamylation; protein side chain deglutamylation. The coding region runs from base 1477 to 3888 and encodes 803 amino acids. The record is from RefSeq and is a predicted model, not a curated record.
GCUGCUGGGGGAAGGGUGGUCGUUUUGGCAUCCUGGGUUUGUGUGUGAGCAGUGAGAGGGUGGAACAGACAGAGGCGAGGUGUGAAGUGUGCGAUAGGAGUUCACGUUAGCGCUGCCUUCUUCACUGCUGUUAUCUUCCAUCCACCCUCCUCGUCUACUUGUAUUUGAGGAGAAGAUUGAGGGGCAGAUAAGGAUAGGAGAGUGAUAAAGGAAGCAAAGAGAGAGAGCGCGAGCAAAGGGCUGGGGAGGCUAACUGAAGAUUCAAGCUGCAGUGUGGCUCCGGUUGUGUUUGGGUCCGUGUGUGUGUGUGUGUGCGUGUAUGUGUGUGUGUGACUUCAAGCACUCGUCUCUCCAGCCUGUGUGUCGCCACCCCGUCGUCACCAUAGAGAGGACACUUAUACUUCGACUUCUUGUGGUUUGUAGAUGCGAUUGCGGGAGCUGAAUCCACCACCACCUCCACCACUACCUCCACCACUUCCUCCUUCCCCACACGUUCCUCCUCCCCCAUCGUGAGAGAGGUUAUCUGGGUCUGCCUGAGUCCCGCCUGUCCUGCCUCCUUCCGACGCUCCCUUUCCCGUACAGUGCAGGCCACACUCCGGUAUCCCUCGUCUCAAUCUUGCACAAGCAUCAUGCGUAUGGUCUUCCAAGGACGCACCAGAAGAUUCCCGCCGCAUUCAGAAUUCACGAGAUAACUUGGAAGAAAACUGUAACUUCAAGAGGUACAAAAAAAAAAAAACAGCCCAGAUUAUCCCCUGAAGUGUCUCAUGUCAUCUGUCUUACUGAGAUUUAUCCACUCCAGCCCCUGACUGCUGGCUUUUUUCCUGUUUCCAAAGGAGCAUUUCAUGGACUUUGCUUUUAGUGCGAUGUAUUAACUAAAAGAAAGAAUACUGUUUGUACCCAAACUUCUUUGGUGUAUCGUCUCCUUUUCUCAAUGUAAAAGAACUUCACCUAAUAACUUCUCAUCCUUCAGUCAUUAGACUUUAAAAAAGAAUAGAACUUGAGGCACGCACGAAAUUGAUAAAUCUCAAGUAGCCUGACAGAGGUGCAGUGGACGCAGCCGCACUUCCAUCCCUGUAAUAGUUUACGGUUGUCUCCCUCGUGAUGCUGCCAACCUGUCUGUGAUCCCUGCAUGCCGCCACAUCCACCAAAGAACCUUCCACUCCACUGUCACUGACGCACAACAAUUCCUCAGGGCAAGUGUGCUGUCCGCUCGCGGCUUCUCGUAUAGCACAUCGACUUGGUGAACUAUUUUCGAACGUGGAAAGUGCUCGUGUACGUGUGUUUGUUGACCUCUACGAUAUUCUGCGUGUGUGUGCGUGUGAAGAUCCGGUGUCGAGGAACAAGCUGUAGUGCCUACCAUUAUAGACUUACAACAUUACCAUCAACAACAAGAACACACUAAGCUGUUGUUAGGGAUACUAGAAUCACAUCAGUUCUCAUCUAUCAGCUGCUCUCCGUCCAUCUGUUCGCUCCGAGAUGACUGCCGAGAUCCCCCUGACGGAGACCUUGGAGGGGCUGGCUGAGGCCUCCCUCAAACCAACCGACAAUGUGGACCAACUCAAGGCCCUCGUCUCCAGACUACACACCAGGAUCAAGGCGCAAGGUGCUGAGAACCGCCAGGAGGUGGUGUCCUUGAUGGCUGCGUCCCAGCACCAGGGAGUGGAGAACCUGGUCAGGGUUAUAGAGCUGUGCCGUGACCCCCCACUGGUGGGUGCAGUCUGUGUUCUCCUCCAUGACCUUCUCUCACCCAGCCAUAAAGUGGAGCUACGCCUGGAGGUCCUUCACAAAUGCCUGGCUCUCAACACAGCUGAGGUCAUUUUCCGCACCCUCAAGACCUUGUCUGCCGAUGGUUUGGGAGCCAUUGAUGUGUGUAUCCACCCAGCCUACCAGGUCCUGGCAAAACUGGCAUCUAAAGAGCCCAAGCUGGCGGUGAGGGCACGUUUGGUCGGGGGCGUGAAGCUGACCCACCAGCUGCUGCAGGCACAUAGCAAGAACAGUGUGCCCCUGCUGCCCCUCCUCAUGGUUGCCAAAUACCUCGCUAAGAACUCUACCAACCAGAUGAUGCUGGGCAAGGAAGGCUGUGUGGCCACCUUGGCGACCAUCCUCAGUUCAGUGCCCAAGACUCACUGGGCCAAGAUCAAGUUCAUCAUGGAGGUCUUGGCACUUCUCACAAAAGCUAAUUAUGUGAGUCCUCGCCUGGCAGCCAUUGUCCGGGCUAAUGGCCACAGUAAGCUCCAGGCCGUCCUAAACUGUUUCUUUGAGAGCAAUGUGAUUCGCCUAGUGCGUGAGUCUGGGCUGCAGCGUGUCUUAGCUCUCUUGGACUCCUGGGAGAAGGUGGAGCGGCGCCAUCAAGUGAAGCUGAUCCGGGGCAUCCUCAGCACUCUCUCCCACGUGUGUGACUCAAAGCAUGGGCGCAAGGCUGUGUUAUCCCUGAGUGGUGUUGAGAUAGUGCAGCGCUUCAUUCAAAUGUGCCCUGCUGACAAAAGAUUUGACAACAACCUUGCCAGUGCAACCAAUGUAUUUCUCAAGUGUAUAAGCAAAGGAGAGUUACCAGUUGCUUCCACCCGAGGUGCUGUUACUUUCCAGGUGCCAAACAGGGAUUCAUCACAAACACCUUCAGAUAUUCAGGGUGAUCCAUCAGGACUAGAUGUAGACUCCUCAGAAGAUGAGGGUGAAUAUGAUGUUGAAGCUGAAGAUGAAGAUGUUGAAUUGCAAAAAGACUUUAAAGGAUUCAGCAUCACUACUGAGUAUACCCCAAAGCAGAUAAGGGAAGAUGAGUUACUCAAAUUUACUCCUUUGUUUCCUGAACUUAAUGACUUUCAGGUUCAGUCCAGCACAAAAUUUAAAGAUUCUAUUUUAUCAUCCAGCAAAGGAAGUGUGAGAGAGGGUGUAAGUGUGGCCAAUGCUGAACAGUACUUUAAAGCCUCAGAUAGUACCAGAACCCUUAUUAACUUUGUGAAGGUGGCUUAUCCUGACAUGGUAGGAGCCCAAGGAUCUUCCCAACUUGAAGAGCUCUAUGAAAAGGAUCGCAAGGUUUGCAGAAGCAAAGCUAUUGCCACUGUGGAACGAGUUCUCCACCCUGAGGUGUAUCUGGAACGUGUGGUAUAUGACCUUGACUACCUGCUGGAGACAGAAGACUCCCACCAGCAACUUAUCACUUCCUCUGCUUCCCUUCCUAAACCACUCAGCAACUUGGAUGAGAGACGUGUGGGUAAGAUGGACAUGGCCGUGAACCACCUCAAUUUUGAAUCCAGAUUCGAGUGUGGAAAUUUACGACGAGUUAUUCAAGCCUCCAAGACGGAGUAUGACUUGAUUCUGAAUGCUGACGUCAACUCCUCUCAUCACUAUCAAUGGUUCUACUUUGAAGUGAGCAACAUGGAAGCCAACACACCCUAUGUCUUCAAUAUAAUUAACAAUGAAAAGCCUAACAGUGAAUUCAAUUUUGGGAUGAAGCCGGUAAUGUUCAGUGUGCAAGAGGCCAUGGAGGGACGAGGCAUGUGGGUACGCACUGGCUAUGACAUCUGCUAUCACAAGAACCACUUUUCCCGUGUCCCAAAGACUCAUGAUCCCACUCGCUCCAAGAGAUCAGCUGCAAGUGCCUGCUACUAUACAGCCACUUUUACUGUAGUCUUCCCUCAUGCCUAUGAUAUCUGCUACAUCGCAUAUCAUUAUCCCUACACCUACACUCGUCUCAAGGCUUACCUGAAUCGGCAAGAUGCAAGGGAGCUUUCCAGUCACGUGUUUUACAGCAAUCAGGUUUUGUGCCACACCCUGAAUGGAAAUCCUGUCCCCGUCCUAACUAUUACUUCCAAAAAUAAUAUUAAGGAUAAAGAAGUGAUCUUUUCACUGGCCGAGUUCAUCCAGGAGAGAGCAACUCCUCCUGGGUGAUGGAAGGUGUACUGGACCAGCUGUUGCGGGAGUCUUCCAUCUCGAACCAGCUGCUCGACAAGUUCAUCUUCAAGAUAG